UGACACACUCGCCAGAGUACAACACUGUGGGACGACUUUUACCUCUUUAACAUAGAGAGAAGACUCUCUGCUGCUGCAGCCCUGGACUGGACUCUCUCUCUCUCUCUGGAUACCUUUUUACUCUUCACAGCAGAAAGGAGAUUUGUGUCAAAGAUAUGAAGAAACCAACAUCUGUGUUUAGCAAUAUAAAGCUGUUUGUGCUGUGUCAUGGCCUGCUGCAGCUCACCCAGCUGCUCUACAGUUCCUACUUUAAGAGCACCAUCACCACCAUCGAGAGACGCUUUGGCCUCAGUAGUUUCUCCUCUGGCACCAUCUCCUCUCUGCACGAGGUGGGGAACACAAUUCUGAUAGUGUUUGUGAGUUACCUGGGCAGCAGGGUCCAUCGGCCUCGUCUCAUUGGACUGGGUGGUCUGCUGAUGUCCAUCAGUGCUCUGAUCUUGGCCCUACCUCACUUCCUGUCCCAGCCCUAUAACUACGACUCUGUCAUACAUGAUCGCCAAGACCUGUGUUCCCUCCAGGGUACCACCAACAUGACAGAGGCCUGUGGGAAGACAGAGAUCAAGCGUAUAGCAGACACCAACAACUUGUGGAUGCUCAUGGCUAUAGCUCAGCUGCUGUUCGGGGUGGGAUCUGUUCCCAUACAACCCUUUGGUAUCUCUUAUGUGGAUGACUUUGCCGGACGAGGCAACUCCCCCCUCUACAUAGCCAUCUUGUUUGCUGUGUCUGUGUUUGGACCUGCCUUCGGCUUCCUGCUGGGCUCCGUCAUGCUGAGGAUCUAUGUGGACGUGGACAGAACCGGCUCAGUCACCAAUGCUGAGCUGGCCCCUACAGACCCUCGCUGGGUGGGUGCGUGGUGGAUAGGCCUCCUCAUCUCCUCUGCCAGCCUCGCCCUGACCUCCGCCCCAUACUUCUUCUUUCCUCGCAGCAUGCCGCUGGAAGACGAGAGUGGAACUGCAGCUGCCAUUCCGAAUGAAGACUCCAAAAAGCCUGCGUUCUCAAUGCUUGAUUUCCUGAAGAUGUUCCCCAGGCUGUUUGUCCGUCUGCUCCUCAGUCCUCUGUUCCUGCUGUUGGUUCUGUCUCAGUGCUGUUUCUCUUCAGUCAUCGCUGGCCUCGCUACCUUCCUCAACAAGUACCUGGAGAGACAGUACAGCACGACCACCGCUUACAGCAACCUCCUCAUAGGUGCGGUGAACCUUCCGUCCGUUGCCGUGGGGAUGCUGGUGGGUGGAGUCAUCAUGAAGAGGACAGGUCUCUCUCUGAAGACCAUCCCUCGUUUCUCUGUCGCCAUGCUCACCAUUUCUGUCCUCCUCAUCAUCCCUCUCUUCUUCAUGGGCUGUCCCACACAGAGGGUGGCGAAGGUCAACUACACACCCCAUGGAUUUCUGGCCACCUGUAAUUCUAACUGCUCCUGUCCUGUUAACGCCUUUAACCCAGUGUGUGGAUCUGACAACAUCGAGUACCUGUCUCCCUGUCACGCAGGCUGCAAAGAGUACACCAAAGACCCCAAUAACAAAUUCAGGGUUCUGAAGUACACAGACUGUAUCUGUAUAGCCUACAGCCAGGGUAGUGAUGGGGGUACUGCCCGCCCCGGACCAUGCCCCAACCAAUGUCCUCACUUCCUGCUUCCUGUCAUGUUCCUCGUCUCUCUGGCCGGGUUGAUCGCCUCCCUAACACACAACCCCAUCUAUAUGAUGGUCCUCAGAACUGUUCCCCAUGAAGACAAAUCCUUUGCCAUAGGAGUCCAGUUUCUGCUCAUGAGAGUGCUUGCCUGGUUACCGGCCCCAGCCCUGUUCGGCAUUGUCAUCGACAGCUCCUGUAUCUGGUGGAAACAGGCCUGUAACAGCCGGCUGGGAUGUGGUUACUAUGACAAUAACAUCCUGAGGAACAGGUACCUGGGCCUGCAGGUGGGCUUCAAGGUGAUGGGGAUCUUCCUGCUUGGGGUGGUGGGCUGGAAGGUCCUGAGGACCAGGGAGUACAGCCUGGAGAAGAGGCCUGAUGGACCACUCUGAUCUGGGAUACAACUGACCUCCCUGGCUCCCCACUCUGUUCUCUCUCUCCCAUCUCACUUUAAAGAGUAGUCUCAGGCCCACUACUGUUCCUCUCCCAUCUCACUUUAAAGAGUAGUCUCAGGCCCACUACUGUUCCUCUCCCAUCUCACUUUAAAGAGUAGUCUCAGGCCCACUACUGUUCCUCUCCCAUCUCACUUUAAAGAGUAGUCUCAGGCCCACUACUGUUCCUCUCCCAUCUCACUUUAAAGAGUAGUCUCAGGCCCACUACUGUUCCUCUCCCAUCUCACUUUAAAGAGUAGUCUCAGGCCCACUACUGUUCCUCUCCCAUCUCACUUUAAAGAGUAGUCUCAGGCCCACUACUGUUCCUCUCCCAUCUCACUUUAAAGAGUAGUCUCAGGCCCACUACUGUUCCUCUCCCAUCUCACUUUAAAGAGUAGUCUCAGGCCCACUACUGUUCCUCUCCCAUCUCACUUUAAAGAGUAGUCUCAGGCCCACUACUGUUCCUCUCCCAUCUCACUUUAAAGAGUAGUCUCAGGCCCACUACUGUUCCUCUCCCAUCUCACUUUAAAGAGUAGUCUCAGGCCCACUACUGUUCCUCUCCCAUCUCACUUUAAAGAGUAGUCUCAGGCCCACUACUGUUCCUUUCAACAGUCUGCGGAGGUGUUCUGUCUAAAUGUGCUCUCCUUUACCCACCUGAUCCACCUAUCCUGUCUCACAUGAGAGAAGAGACUCAACCUAUCAACUGCCAGUGGGCAAAGUCCACGAUGCCUUUCAACCAUAGAAUGUUUCAACGGUCUGCUUAAAGUAGUCUCAAACCCAGCUGAUCCUCCUGUUGGAGGAACCUCAGCACUGAAGGACACUCCAGCUCUGGUAAAGAUACUAUAACCCUAUAACAUUAUAGCUCCCAUUCGACUAUCCUACACUCCUACAGUAUCCCCACACGAGGAAGUUGGUUCAAUAUCCCCACACGAGGAAGUUGGUUCAAUAUCCCCACACGGGGAAGUUGGUUCAAUAUCCCCACACGAGGAAGUUGGUUCAAUAUCCCCACACGGGGAAGUUGGUUCAAUAUCCCCACACGAGGAAGUUGGUUCAAUAUCCCCACACGGGGAAGUUGGUUCAAUAUCCCCACACGAGGAAGUUGGUUCAAUAUCCCCACACGGGGAAGUUGGUUCAAUAUCCCCACACGGGGAAGUUGGUUCAGUAUCCCCACACGAGGAAGUUGGUUCAAUAUCCCCACACGGGGAAGUUGGUUCAGUAUCCCCACACGGGGAAGUUGGUUCAAUAUCCCCACACGGGGAAGUUGGUUCAAUAUCCCCACACGAGGAAGUUGGUUCAAUAUCCCCAAACGGGGAAGUUGGUUCAAUAUCCCCACACGGGGAAGUUGGUUCAAUAUCCCCAAACGGGGAAGUUGGUUCAAUAUCCCCACACGUGGAAGUUGGUUCAAUAUCCCCACACGGGGAAGUUGGUUCAAUAUCCCCACACGAGGAAGUUGGUUCAAUAUCCCCACACGGGGAAGUUGGUUCAAUAUCCCCACACGGGGAAGUUGGUUCAAUAUCCCCACACGGGGAACGGGGUUCAGUAUCCCUACAGGGGGAAGGGGGUUCAGUA
This is a messenger RNA of Salvelinus fontinalis (brook trout), 3617 nucleotides long. RefSeq names its product solute carrier organic anion transporter family member 2A1-like. Gene Ontology annotation, molecular function: prostaglandin transmembrane transporter activity; protein binding. Gene Ontology annotation, biological process: prostaglandin transport; transmembrane transport; sodium-independent organic anion transport. The transcript has 14 exons. Gene Ontology annotation, cellular component: membrane. The record is from RefSeq and is a predicted model, not a curated record. Bases 156 to 2009 code for a protein of 617 amino acids. NCBI's taxonomy places the organism in Eukaryota, Metazoa, Chordata, Actinopteri, Salmoniformes, Salmonidae.